This is a messenger RNA of Carassius auratus (goldfish), 3519 nucleotides long. Its product is annotated as cadherin-18. NCBI's taxonomy places the organism in Eukaryota, Metazoa, Chordata, Actinopteri, Cypriniformes, Cyprinidae. The record is from RefSeq and is a predicted model, not a curated record. Gene Ontology annotation, molecular function: calcium ion binding; cadherin binding; beta-catenin binding. Gene Ontology annotation, cellular component: adherens junction; catenin complex; plasma membrane. The transcript is spliced from 13 exons. Gene Ontology annotation, biological process: homophilic cell-cell adhesion; cell morphogenesis; cell-cell junction assembly. The coding region runs from base 942 to 3326 and encodes 794 amino acids.
AAUUAUGAAACACAUUUGGUUCAUAAUCGAUUUAGUGUUUGAAAAAUACCUAUGUGUAGAAAGCCAAUAAAACAUGUUUCAAGAAAGCAUCAGUGUGCAACAUAGAAAAUGAAAUACUAGUGGUGAUAAUAUUGAUAUGAUCAAAGAGAGACAUAAAAUUAACUCAAUACGUAGUCUUAGCCUAAUAAAAAUAAUAAUUGUGUGCAGCCUGUGAGAAAUCUAGUAAGAGAGAGAGUGAAGCAGCGAGUGCUGGCGCACGCAUGACGGACGCUCUGUGAGCUCUGAGACGGCCAAUCAGAGCGCUCGGCUCGCCCGAGCUGCUGCAGCAGAGGAGUGAGAGAGGAUUCUCCCACACACGCGCGCACGCACGCAUCCUAAACGGAGCAGAGCAGCACACGCUCGACAGGGGAGCGCAGACACGCGGAGACAAUGGUACGCAUGGGACAGAAAGUCUGUUUGGAAACUUUAGCGCACGCACCGGAUGCACAUUUAUGGACUUGUACCAUUAGGAGGUUCAACAUGGCCGCUGCAGUUGUCUUACAUGUUUGUUGCAUCUGGGCUUGAACGCCUCAGCGUUCUUACUUGAGUGCUCUUAGAGUGCAUGAUGUCAAUGCAUUUCUGCUGCCUUUCCAAGACGAAAAACUGAAAUAUGAACCUCAUCCAAGCCUUCUGGACCUCCGGUCCUAUGACUGAUUAAAUCAAGCCCCUCUAACUACAAUCCAAGUGGGGGGAAUAAGGAGUAGACGUGGCUGCUGGUUGGUGGCAGUGGAGGACAAGGAGGUGGUGGUGGAGGAGGGGGGUUUGGAAACCAUCUAUUUCCUUUGGAAUAUAUCAUUUGUGGAAUACCAUUGUGUUCUUGGAUUAUUGCAGAACUUUUGGAGUUUUGGUGUAGUUUUUGGAAUCAUUUUGGAAUAUUGGGAAUUUUGCUCUUGUCUGCAGUCAUGAAGGUGAACCCGAGCUUUUGUUUGUGUCCUGUACUUUUGUGCCUGUGUUUUCUGGAGAGGGGUUAUGAGGCGAGCCAUCACGGCCAAGUCAAAAUCAUUUCGAGGAGCCAUAAUGCGACUCGCAACAACAACCAGACUAAGGACGGGGAAACAGAGGUCCACCAUCGGCCCAAACGUGGAUGGAUAUGGAACCAGUUCUUUGUCUUAGAGGAACACAUUGGUCCAGAUGCACAGUAUGUAGGAAAGCUACAUUCUAAUUCAGACAAAGGCGACGGUUCAGUCAGGUACAUCCUUAGUGGUGAAGGAGCAGGGAGUAUCUUCAUCAUCAACGAGGCCAUCGACCUCAACACCAACAAACCCCUGGAGCCAGAGUCAGAGUUCAUUAUAAAAGUUCAGGAUAUUAACGACAAUGCCCCCAAAUUCCUUGAUGGACCCUUCGUCACAUCUGUGCCUGAGAUGUCGGAAGUUGGUACAUCAGUUUUUCAAGUCACAGCGACAGACGCAGACGACCCUACAUAUGGAAACAGUGCACGGGUGGUGUACAGCGUUCUGCAUGGACAGCCGUACUUCUCCGUUGACCCCAAAUCUGGAAUCAUCAGAACAGCGCUGGCAGACAUGGAUCGAGAGGCGAGAGAACAUUACUCCGUGGUGAUUCAAGCCAAAGACAUGGCGGGGCAGGUGGGGGGGCUAUCGGGCUCCACCACAGUCAACAUCACACUGACCGACGUCAAUGACAACCCACCCAAGUUCCCUCAGAAGAAUUACCAGGUGUUUGUCCCAGAGUCGGCACAGGUGGGGAAACCAGUGGGGAAGAUCAAAGCCAACGAUGAGGACAUCGGAAUCAAUGCAGACAUUAAAUACAGCAUCCUGAACCCCGAGGGGGCCGGCAUGUUCUCCAUCUCCACAGACAAAGAUACUAGAGAGGGUGUGAUCACGCUGAGAAAGCCACUUAACUAUGAGAAGAAGAAGCAUUACAGUCUUCACAUCGCUGCAGAGAACACGCACCUGGACCCACACUUCUCCUAUCUGGGCUCGUUCAAAGACGACGCCACGCUCAAGAUCACAGUCGGAGACGUGGAUGAGCCGCCGGUUUUCUCGAUGGAUUAUUACAUUAUGGAGGUGUACGAGAACGCCAAGGUUGGAACUGAAGUGGGAGCUGUCACAGCGAGAGACCCAGACAGCAAAAACAGCCCUGUCAGGUAUUUCAUCGAGCAGACAGAAGACAAAGAGGUGUAUUUCGAUAUCGAAUCCAUCAGCGGAGUCAUUAGAACUACUCAGCUCCUGGACCGCGAGGACACGCCCUGGCACAACAUCACUGUCAUGGCAACAGAGGAAGAUAACCCUAGUCUUCAGAGUCACGUUCCUGUUACAGUGCAGGUUCUAGAUGUGAAUGACAAUCCUCCAAUGAUCAACACAGAAGACAAGAUCAUCAUCUGUGAAAGCACCAGAGCAGGACAGGUCAUUCAGACAAUCACGGCUGUGGAUAAAGAUGAUUUUGCCAAUGGAAAGGGAUUUUCCUUCUCUUUUCCUGGAGGACUUCCUGCCAACCCUAACUUUACUAUUAAAGACAAUGAAGACAGCACUGCCAGCAUCAUCGCCAGACGGCGGAGGUUCCACAGACUGACCCAGGAACUGUACGAGCUCGCAGUGGUGGUUUGGGAUGACGGGGAACCCGUUCUGAGCAGCACCAGUACCCUCGCGCUCAGGGUGUGUUCCUGCCAGAGAGGCACCAGACUGAAGAUCUGCCAGGGUGAAGCGUUCCUCUCCUCCGCAGGGCUCAGCACAGGCGCUCUCAUAGCCAUUCUGCUCUGUGUGCUGAUAUUAUUGGCCAUCGUGAUCCUCUUCAUUACUUUGCGACGAAGCAAAAAGGAGCCAUUGAUCAUCUCAGAGGAGGACAUUCGUGAGAACGUUGUGACGUACGACGAUGAAGGAGGCGGUGAGGAGGACACCGAGGCCUUUGACAUCAUCGCCCUCCGGAACCCAGCUGCUGCCGAGGAGCUCAAGUUCCGUCGGGACGUCCGGCCCGAAUGCAUCCGGCCGCGGUCAUCAAGGAGACCAGCCUGUGGCCAUCACACCCCCUCGUCCCUGGACAUAGAUGAGGAAAUGGACAUUGGGGAGUUUAUCAAACAGAGGGUGGCUGAAGCGGAUCAGGAUACUAGCGUACCGCCCUACGAUUCUUUACAGACCUACGCCUAUGAGGGUCAAGGGUCACCAGCAGGCUCCAUCAGCUCGCUCGGGUCUGCUGGAGCACAUUCCGAACUGGACUACAACUCCCUGGACGACUGGGGUCCCAAAUUUGAGAAAAUGGCAGAACUUUAUGGAGAGGAAGUUGAAAUGACAUCUAAAUCCACUGAAAAGGCAGAGUCGGAGAAGCAGACAUAGGUUUUUGUUAAUGUCGGAGAAAACUGUGAAAAAAAAAUAAAAAUAAACUAUUUUUUUUCGACAUCCGCCGUCAUGGUUUCAUCAGAACAAUGAGACGCUCUUGGACUGCUGCGCUGCCGUAAAGUCAGCUGCCGUUUACAGCUGUAAAGUCAGACUGACUAACUUUUUUUUUUUCUCUGUUUUUUUUUUUUUU